AUGCUUUUACCAGGCGACAUCAUAUACUUUGAGGUUGUCGGCCAACCAUUUCUAGUUUUGGGAUCUUUGCAAAGAGUAAAUGAUAUAUUAGACAAGAAAUCGUCAAAUUACUCAGACAGGCUGAGCAUGCCUAUGUUGAGGCUAAUGGGUUGGGGCUACGAUAUACCAAACAUGCCUUACGGGACUAUGUGGCGAAGGCACCGCCGUGCAUUUCACGAGCAUUUUCAUGCGAACGCCGUGCAUAAAUAUCUACCGACCCAGGCGAAAGAAUCUCAAGCCUUACUCUUCUUGGAAUCCAACGACCCAUAUAUCACUUUGGCUGAGGAGGCCCUGCGAGGUGUUGCCGAGGCUGGAAUUCCGGGGACUUUCUUGGUGGACCUGCUCCCGUUCUUGAAAUAUGUGCCAGGCUGGUUUCCUGGUGCUGAUUUCAAGCGGAAGGCUGCUCACUAUGCCGCCAUAAAUGCUGAAGUUGUGAAUCAACCUUUAAAAAUCGUGCAAAAAAAAGUGGCGGAGGGAACGGCGAUACCUUGCGUUCUGACCUCUUUGUUGGAGGAAUUUCCCGGAAAUGAAGAACUAGGCCAAGUGGAGAAGGAGCUUAUCUCUCGAAAUACCGCUGCAAUAGCAUACAUUGCUGGAGCCGAUACUACGGUAUCAACCACACAAACUUUUUUUUUGGCCAUGGCGAUGUAUCCGGAAGCCUUGCGAAAGGCACAGGCGGAAAUCGAUGCAGUCGUCGGAGCAAAUCGCCUUCCAGACUUUAACGACCGCCCUUACUUGCCGUACGUAAAUGCAAUAAUCAAGGAAACGAUGCGUUGGAAAUUGGUUCUUCCCCUCGGUUUUGCACACAUGUCUACUGAGGAUGAUGAAUAUGAUGGGUACUUUAUUCCGAAAGGUACUGUUGUCAUCGGAGCUGCAUGGUCAAUUUUGCACGAUCCCGAAGUAUUUGAAGCCCCCGAAGAAUUCUGGCCGGAGCGCUACCUCAAAGACGGUCAAAUAGACCCAAGCGUUAGGGAUCCAGUCGUCGCCGCUUUCGGGUUCGGCAGAAGGAUGUGUCCUGGCAGGUACCUGAGCGAUAAUUCUCUAUAUUCUAUCGUCUCGUCUGUCUUGGCGGUGUAUAAUAUUAAUGCGCCACUUGAUGGAUCCGGAAAGCCUGAACAGAUUGACGUGAAUUACACAAGCGGGCUUCUGUCAUAUCCCCUACCUUUCAACUGCACAAUCAAGCCACGCUCCGAAGCUGCUGAAUCUCUGAUUCGAGGCCUCAGUGAUUCUCUUAUAUAA
Messenger RNA from Laccaria bicolor S238N-H82, 1278 nucleotides. RefSeq lists its product as uncharacterized. Gene Ontology annotation, molecular function: heme binding; oxidoreductase activity, acting on paired donors, with incorporation or reduction of molecular oxygen; monooxygenase activity. The transcript has 10 exons. The record is from RefSeq and is a predicted model, not a curated record. The coding region runs from base 1 to 1278 and encodes 425 amino acids. Lineage: Eukaryota; Fungi; Basidiomycota; Agaricomycetes; Agaricales; Hydnangiaceae.